ACUAUGUGGAUUUCAAUGUAAAUCUGAUCUUUGCAUGCAACCCACCACCAGCGACAAUUCUUUCCAGAAAUCAAAAUGGCGUCACAGAGCAGAGGACUUUGGGAAGGACUGCGAAAAUGGUAUUACGCCAGAGCUGGAUUUAACCAAUUAGGACUCCUGCGUGAUGACACACUACGCAUGACGCCUGUCGUGUCGGAAGCCCUACGACGCCUGCCCGAGGAACAGUACAACGAGAGGGCGUUCCGCAUCAAGCGAGCGUUUAACCUGUCAAUUAGGCACGGUGUCCUGCCCAAGGAAGAAUGGACAAAAUAUGAAGAGGACGUCCGUUACUUGAAACCCUUCAUGGAUGAAGUAGAAAGAGAAUUCAAGGAGAGGAAAGAAUGGAACACCCGCUAGCUUCGUCCUCGAAAAAAAGUCCUUUUUCUGUUCCCGUGCCAGAAUCAGGCCUCCCUCCUUUUGAAAAAAUGUAUUAUAGUUUGUUUUUUCGACACCGAUUUAAAACUGAUCAGAAGUUGACUAAAAAGAUCCUUUGGGUGUAUUUACUGUUGAUGUUUUAAGAAUAUAGGGGGAAAUGAGUGAAUGUUAGUAUAAGCUCAUAAAUGAAAAGCUGCAUGGUCUAAUGGAAAAGAAAAAAAAGUAGUUGAAGAAUUGUUACUUAAAAACACAGGGUUGUUUAACGAUUUCUUUAGCCACACCCCCUCCCCACUUAAAAAGACGUAAUUUGGCAGCAUUUAUAGCAGCAGAAGCGAAUCUGUUAGUUCAUGGUAACAGUUAUCAAGAAUCAUAAACACCACACAUGAAUUUGUCUACAUUGUACACCACCGUUGUAGUUUUUUUGUGUGGAAAAGUAACUCUUUAAUUCAUGCAAUAUUAAGCUUUCACUAUUGAAACAUAUAGUAUGCAUCCAGAUUUUGUUUGCAAAUUAUUUAAUAAUAAUACGACGACACCCUGUGUUCAAAGUUUACAUUUGGCAACCAAACUUUUUAAAGAAUUACCUUAAACCUUUACCCUUUGUGUUGAUUUUCAUGUAUCAAGUCAAAAUUUUAUGAGAUUUAGUUUCCGCUUGAAAAACGUCCCUCAAAUGAACAAGUUAUGACUGUGUUAUCCAAAUAUAACUUUGCUGUGUUGAUUACUAGAAUAAAUAAUUUUGUUUGAGAGAAACAGA
Molecule: messenger RNA, 1165 nt
Organism: Patiria miniata (bat star)
Lineage: Eukaryota; Metazoa; Echinodermata; Asteroidea; Valvatida; Asterinidae
Gene: uqcrb
Product: cytochrome b-c1 complex subunit 7-like
Exons: 4
Coding region: 76-396 (106 amino acids)
Biological process (GO): mitochondrial electron transport, ubiquinol to cytochrome c
Source: RefSeq, a predicted model, not a curated record